UCGGGUCGUUGUAUCCUCCCAUUCACAAAAAUUCAACCAGAUAUUUCUUAAUUUAUCACCCUUGUGAUAAAUAAACAGCAAAAUUAUCUCUUUUUUAGUCAGGAUGUUAUAGUUCUUUAAUUUGCGAUGGGUUCCCUAAUUUCGAGGUGUACGUCGUCCUGCUGCUGUGCAUUUUGUCAAGGGUCACACCGUUUCAAGAGGCAGGAAUCAUUUUCAGGAAUUUUGACCCAAACUGGACAAAGUUGCAGUGCUAAUAAUUUUAGUUCUUCGUCUCCUCUCGAAAUAACAACUCAGCCGAAACAACAGAAACAAUACUCUUGGGACACCCGUCCAAAACAGGACCCUGCAAAUUACACCAUUUCCGACCUUCGUGACGGCGAACAAAGGGUGAAACGCCCGGGUGAAAUUAACGGGCAGCAAUUCAUCAUAAAAAAUUGUACUAAUUCCAAAAUCUUCAUGUUCGAUUACUCCAGCCAAGUUACGAUUGAUGAUUGUACGGAUUGCCUCAUUGUGUGUGGACCAGUCCAAGGAAGCCUAUUUUUACGAGACACAAAAAACUCUACACUCGUCUGUACCUCGUCCCAAUUGAGGUUGCGAGAUUGUCAAAAUAUUCAUUUAUUCGUCGCAACAGAGUCCGAUCCCAUAAUUGAGGCGUCCACGGAAAUUGUAGUAGGACCAUAUUUCCUAUCGUAUAAUGGACUCGUGGACCAAUUUAAAUCAGCGAAACUCGACCGGUCUAAAGCGACACAUUGGUCAGAAAUUUACGACUUCACGCCAAACGAUGUCACCCCGAAUUGGAAACGUUACGAGAGAGGAAAGCACACACCGGAAAAGUACAUCUGCCUCCCACAACCUGUCAAUUUUUAUGCUGAUCUUGAAAUACGCCUGGAGGAUGAGACUACUCUAGUUCAAGCAAAUGUUAUUUUACAAGAUUGAAUUUUAUAGUAUUUACUCGUAUUUUAUUUAUUGUAUUUAUCCAUGAAUAUUUUCUUCUUAGUAGUUCAUACAAAAUCUUAAUAUAAAUAUAUGCAAAAAUACACCAACUGUAUUGAAAAGAU
Molecule: messenger RNA, 1058 nt
Organism: Folsomia candida
Lineage: Eukaryota; Metazoa; Arthropoda; Collembola; Entomobryomorpha; Isotomidae
Product: protein XRP2
Exons: 4
Coding region: 127-936 (269 amino acids)
Biological process (GO): post-Golgi vesicle-mediated transport
Cellular component (GO): cilium; periciliary membrane compartment
Molecular function (GO): GTPase activator activity
Source: RefSeq, a predicted model, not a curated record